AAUUCCAACUUUAUUUCUCGUUCACAUUUAGCAAUUCGACACACCUAUAAAUAUAGCGUCGUGUGUCAUUGAGAAUUUACACACGAAAGUUAGUUCAAAGCAGAUAUGGAGAAACAGAGCACUUCUUCUUCAUCAUCAUCAUCUUCUUCUUGGAUUCGAGGUUCUUGUAUUGGAAGAGGAUGUUUUGGAACCGUAAGCAAAGCCGUGAGCAAAAUCGACGGUGGAGUUUUCGCCGUGAAGUCAGUAGAUCUCGCCACGUGUCUCCCUUCUCAAUCCGAGUCGCUGGAGAACGAAAUCGCGAUCCUCGGCUCUCUCAAGACUCACCCGCAUAUCGUGAGGUUCCUCGGCGAUGACGUGUCUAACAAAGGAACGACGUCGUUUAGGAAUCUCCACUUGGAGUAUUUACCCGAAGGUGACGUGGCUAACGGUGGUAAAAUCGUUAACGAGGAAACAGUCGGGCGUUACGUUUGGUGUCUCGUCUCUGCUCUCGGUCACAUUCACGCUAACGGAAUCGUUCACUGCGACGUGAAGUCGAAGAACGUUCUCGUCGCUAACGGCGGAAGCUCCGUUAAGCUGGCGGACUUCGGCUCGGCGAUGGAGUUGGAGAAACCGACGGCGGAGAAGAUUGCGCCGCGUGGAAGUCCGCUCUGGAUGGCUCCGGAGGUGGUGAGCAGAGAGUAUCAAGGACCGGAGAGUGACGUUUGGUCUCUUGGCUGUACGGUCAUCGAGAUGCUCACCGGAAAGCCAGCGUGGGAAGAUCACGGUUUCGACUCGCUGAGUCGAAUCGGGUUUUCAAACGAGUUGCCGUUUAUUCCGGCGGGUGUUUCGGAGCUCUGUCGCGACUUCUUGGACAAAUGCUUGAGGCGAGACAGGAGUCAGAGAUGGAGUUGCGAUCAGCUUCUCGAGCAUCCGUUUCUAUGUCAAGACCAUCAUCACUCCUUGUUCACUACCGAGUCGUCUCCGCGUUGCGUAUUGGACUGGGUCAACUCGGAGUUCGAGGAGGAGGAAGAGAUCGAUGAGUUGAGAGUUGAAUCUAUGGUCUCAGCGAUGGCAAGGAUAAGUAAACUAGCGACGAUCGGAGGAGAGGCAAUUUGGGAAUCUAAUGGUUGGACUGAGGUUAGAGGCAAUGCUUCCGAAGAGUCAGGGGCACAAUGGGAAUAUUUGAGUUCAUUAAGGGUAGAAUCGGAAUUAAAUAUGUCACCGGAGUCUACCGAGUCGGGUACACGGACGGUGAAUGAAGACUCGGAGUUGACGUCGGUGAUAACGUGUGAAAUAUUGUUGUUGAUGGUGUUAUUGGUGGUAGAGAAUAUUCAGAUAUAUGCCACGUUUUACACCGAUGUUUUUAUUCGUACUCUGUAUAGUUGUUAUCAUCAUCAAAAUAAUAAUAAGACGAAGUUGCGCAAAAAUCUAUCGUUCGUUCUCAGCCUUAACUUUUUGUUCGGUAUUGCAUGUGAUUCGGAUCGGUCUAUCUAUCUCAUAAAAACUCUUUUACGUGGUGCGAUGAGUGUCCUAACUCUCAACUGUUACUUCCUUUUGUUGAUAACUCUCACUUGCACAACUCAAUCUUGGUUUGGUAGCUUCUUGACCAAAUAUUUUUUAUAGGUCACAAGAGAUGAA
This is a messenger RNA of Brassica napus (rape), 1617 nucleotides long. Its product is annotated as mitogen-activated protein kinase kinase kinase 20-like. Lineage: Eukaryota; Viridiplantae; Streptophyta; Magnoliopsida; Brassicales; Brassicaceae. Gene Ontology annotation, biological process: protein phosphorylation. Gene Ontology annotation, molecular function: ATP binding; protein kinase activity. The transcript has a single exon. The record is from RefSeq and is a predicted model, not a curated record. The coding region runs from base 106 to 1602 and encodes 498 amino acids.